GUAUAAAAAGAGCGCGGCGAAAACAACUUAAUCAAUUCGCUACCACAACUAGUACGAAAGCUAUAGUAACAGCAGCGGCCGUGUAAUACAACACCUACUUCUUCACAAGAUAUCACUAUUCUUCAGGUGGGAAGUUACACUGACAAGAAAGUGAGAGGAGCAUCUGACACCGAAUAUGUUGGCCAAGACACUAUUGUUCAUGGCGGUGGGUCUGGCUGCCGUCACCCUCAGCCAACCCAGAAGAACGACCCUACCCACGACCAUCAUCCCGACGCCAAAGGUUCCCCCAAACACCAUCAAGGCAGAAAUGGCCCACUGCGUGCCUGAGAACCAGGCGGUGGAUCUGGGCCUGCGCCGGGAGGCAGGGAUCAAGUAUUUCCCAACCUGCGUGAGAGUGGAGCAGUGUGGCGGGUGCUGCAGUAAUCCUCUGUUCACCUGCAAGCCCAUUAGCACAGAGAUGGUGACGUAUGAGGUGACGAAAUUCACGCAUGUUGAAAAAGAUGUCUGGACACCCAGCCCUUUCUAUGUGAAUGUGACCAAGCACGUGGAGUGUCAGUGCCAGUGUUCGGUGACAGAGCAAAAUUGUACCGAAGGCCAGACUUAUGACCGUGACAACUGUACCUGCAUCUGUGACAACAAAGAACAGAAACAAGCAUGUGACGAAAACGACAAGAAGUUGUGGGACAGCACUUCCUGCACCUGUUACUGCCGGAAAGACAAGGAGUGCCCCUCAGAACAUGUCUUCUCACCAGACACCUGCGAGUGUGAGAAAGUGAAACAGUGAUGGAUCCUGGAGUUCCUGAGGGCCAGCGCACUGCACCCGACACUUCCACGGAGGCGCUGCAAAGACCCGCACUGACGCCACGGCCGCCUACCUACUACAUACCCUAUAUUUAUUGAUGUUCAUUUUGUACGGUAGCACUUUCGUUGUCAUGCUCCUCCUCUUAGCAUUAGGAGUCCCGUAUAUCAUUAUAUGUAUGUGUAGACAUCAGAGAAACAGAAAAUAGGAGGUAGACUCUGUAUUUUCUGAGUUACAGAACUAGUCAACACUGAACAGUACAAAGCUAAAUGUCUAAGUAAUUGUAGGUCAUUAUAAAAAUAUUGUCUAGUCGUGACAUUGCAACAGAAAUUUCCUUGACUCUUGACCUUUGAUCUCCUCUUACUAUAACUGGUACUAUAACUCUUUGUCUUAAUGACCUGAUGCAAAUGUACUUAGCAGAAAUAAAAUUGAAGUUGCUAA
Portunus trituberculatus (swimming crab) is the source of this 1240-nucleotide messenger RNA. Its product is annotated as vascular endothelial growth factor C-like. The transcript has 6 exons. Gene Ontology annotation, molecular function: growth factor receptor binding; growth factor activity. Gene Ontology annotation, cellular component: membrane. Gene Ontology annotation, biological process: positive regulation of protein autophosphorylation; positive regulation of cell population proliferation. The record is from RefSeq and is a predicted model, not a curated record. The coding region runs from base 176 to 784 and encodes 202 amino acids. NCBI's taxonomy places the organism in Eukaryota, Metazoa, Arthropoda, Malacostraca, Decapoda, Portunidae.